AUGGUAAGUUUUAUCACAUUAAGUUUUAUAUUAUUUUAGACAUUAUUUUUCACAAAUUUAACGUUUAUAAUUCCCUUUUUUUUAGCUAGUCUUAGUUAUUGGGGAUUUUCACAUUCCCCAUCGAGUGGCACAGCUUCCAGCCAAGUUUAGAAAGUUACUAGUACCAAAUAAAAUGCAACAUGUGUUGGCAACUGGUAAUUUGUGCACAAAAGCGACAAUGGAUUAUCUGAAAUCGCUGGCUGGAGAUGUACAUGUUGUUCGUGGAGAUUUUGACGAUUGUCUGGUGUUUCCAGGAGAGAAAAUAGUUACAUUGGGACAGUUUAGGAUUGGCAUUGUACAUGGACAUCAGAUUGUGCCGUGGGGAGAUGAUGUGGUGAGUGUUUUUGUUAGUUUUUUUUUUAAUUUAGGCAAAUAUCAGUUGUUAUUGUAGAAAAUUCGCUGGGAAACAUUUUCUACUAGUAAACUACGUGUCAAAAACUUUUGUAAAGUUUUGGCAAGCUGCUCGAGGCUUUUAAGCACUUUUUGAUCAAGUUUUAAACUAUUUAGCUCUGUUUACAAUUUGUCAAUGCUUAAUUUUAUAUUGUUAUAGGCAACGGAGCUCUUGGCCAGACAAAUGAAUGUAGAUAUCUUGAUCACUGGACACACACAUGUCUGUGAUGUUAAGGAGAAGGAUGGAGUGUUUUAUGUGAACCCAGGAUCAGCCACUGGUGCUUAUACGCCGAUUUCCGAAGAGUAAGUUAAUAUUUUUUCGUAUUUUAAGGUUUAGAGGAUAAAGGUUUAAAUUUUCGAUGUUGGUUAAGCUUUCGAAGAAGUAAGCCAUCAAAACACUUUAAAGUUAUUCAAAAACUACAAUGAGAGUUUGAAAUACAAUAAAAAUUUGUAGGGAGGUAGUGCCAUCUUUUGUGCUGUUGGACAUACAACCAAAUGUAGUAGUAGCAUACCUUUAUCGACUUGUCAAAGACGAAGUAAAAGUACAGAGAAUACAGUUUAAAAAGUAG
Molecule: messenger RNA, 998 nt
Organism: Bursaphelenchus okinawaensis
Lineage: Eukaryota; Metazoa; Nematoda; Chromadorea; Rhabditida; Aphelenchoididae
Source: the annotation of a GenBank genome assembly